AUGGAUUCCAAUUCAUAUACACCGUUAGGAAAUUUUGUUGACCUUCUGAAUAGUUUGCAAGACAAUGUCUUUGGUUAUGUCCAAGAUAGUGUUGAAGUUUCUUCCUCCCAAGUCCCUCUCUUUAGCAGUCAACCAACCGACGAAGAGACUCCUGCAGAGCGUAAAGAAAGGAGGGCCUGGACGGCAAUUGAUGAUGUUACCCUCAUUAGCGCUUGGUUAAACACUAGCAAAGACCCGAUGGUAGCUAACGAGCAAAGAGCUGGUGCGUUCUGGAAAAUGAUUGUUGCACUUUGCAGCAAGUCCCAAGCAACUAGAGAGAAAAGUAACAGCCAAAAUGAGAACGAUGUUCUCAAACAUGCGCAUGAGAUCUUCUACAACAACCACAAAAAGAAGUUGACUCUUGAGCAUGCAUGGAAGGAGUUGAGGAAUGACCAGAAAUGGUGUGAAUUCUCUAGUCCUAAAACCACAACAAGCGAUGAGCAAGCAACCAUUCGUCCCGCGGGUGAUAAGGCAUCAAAGCGCCAUGGUAAGAAGACGAUGGCAGAUGGUAAGGCGCUGAAUGAGUUUGAGAGUAUGUGGAGGAUCAGGAAGGAGGAUUUGGCUGCCAAAGAGAGGCUGACAAAGAUGAGGCUACUUGACUCAUUAAUCGGCAAAGAAUAUCUAGCCGAGUAUAAAGUAGCUUUCAAGAAGAAGCUCAUUGAUGAGCUUCUGUCAAAUUAG
Messenger RNA from Brassica napus (rape), 720 nucleotides. Its product is annotated as glutathione S-transferase T3-like. The transcript is spliced from 3 exons. The record is from RefSeq and is a predicted model, not a curated record. Lineage: Eukaryota; Viridiplantae; Streptophyta; Magnoliopsida; Brassicales; Brassicaceae. Bases 1 to 720 code for a protein of 239 amino acids.